Molecule: messenger RNA, 1011 nt
Organism: Didymodactylos carnosus
Lineage: Eukaryota; Metazoa; Rotifera; Eurotatoria; Philodinida; Philodinidae
Source: the annotation of a GenBank genome assembly
UCGACAUUUUUUAAUGUUUUAACAAAAUCUUCUGUACCCGCAGAGAACUUUCCAUUCUGCACCAUUGAUCCUCAUGAAAAUCGUGUUCCUGUUCCGGAUGCUCGCUUUGAAUUUUUAACAGAAUUCUAUCAACCACUAAGUAAAGUACCGGCAUUUUUGAAUGUUGUUGACAUAGCUGGUCUAGUUAAAGGAGCUUCAGAAGGACAAGGUUUGGGAAAUGCAUUUUUAUCGCAUAUAAAAGCCUGUGAUGGAAUAUUUCAUAUGAUUCGUUUGUUCGAUGAAGUCGAUAUUGCACAUGUAGAAGGAAGUGUUGAUCCAAUUAGAGAUAUUGAAAUUAUAAUGGAUGAAUUAAGACUCAAAGAUAUCGAGAUGGCAAAUAAGAUUCAUGAUGACUUGGAAAAAAAAGCUAUACGUGGGGGUGAUAAAACUUUGAAACCAGAAUUGAUUGAUACUCUCAAUAAACAUCUAUUUAAUACAUCGAAACCAAUGGUUUAUCUAUUAAACAUGUCCGAAGAAGAUUAUAUCAAGAAAAAAAAUAAAUGGCUAUCAAAAGUGAAACAAUGGAUUGACGAAAAUGAUCCUGGAGCGACAGUUAUACCGUUAAGUGCAAAUUAUGAAUAUAGAUUAGUUGAUUUGUCACCUGAAGAAAAAGAGAAACUAGUUAAAGAAACUGGUGCAACUAGUGGAUUAGAGAAGAUAAUAGUUGCCGGCUAUCGUGCAUUGCAAUUAUGUUAUUUUUUCACGUGUGGUAAAGAUGAGGUGAAAGCAUGGACUAUACAGGUGGGCACACCCGCACCUAAAGCGGCAGGUAGAAUUCAUGGUGAUUUUGAAAAAGGUUUUAUAAUGGCUGAAGUAAUGAAGUAUGAAGAUUUUAAAGAACAUGGAAAUGAAAAUGCUGUAAAAGCUGUAGGUAAAUAUCGUCAACAAGGUAAACAAUACAUUGUGGAAGAUGGAGAUAUCAUUUAUUUUAAAGUGAAUGCUGCAGCUGGUUUAACUGCUUCUAAAAAGUGA